CUACCUCAGAUGUGUUUCUUCUUGUCCUGCAGCUGUGAAUCAGUGAAGAACGAUGGCGUCUGAUAAAGUGCUGCUUCUGAACUCACUGAAGGACCUGAGAGAAACUGAAUUGAAGGAGUUUCAGUGGCACUUAAAGAAUGAUCAUGAAUCUAUAUCAGAGUCUGAAAUGGAAAAAGCAGAUCGAUUAAAAACGGUGGAUAAGAUGGUGGAGUGUUUUGGGCCAGAAGAAGCUUUGAGGAUCACAGUGAAGAUCCUGAAGAAGAUAAACCAGAACAAUCUGGCUGUUGAGCUGGAGAACAAACACAAGCAAGGUCAGGCUGAGGACAGAAGUGAGGAUCCUGCUCCUGUUAUAGCCGAAUCAAAACCAACUGAGGUCACUUUCCCCAACACUGAUCCCAGGACCAGGAACUACUUCCUACAAUAUUCCCAUCAGCUCACUUUGGAUCUGAACACAGUGAACGAAUACCUCCAUCUGUCCGAGAACAACAGAGUGAUUACUGGUGCAACCACAGAGCUUCAGUCGUAUCCUGAUCAUCCAGACAGAUUUGAUCAUUGGCGUCAGGUGUUGUGCAGAGAGAGUGUGUGUGGACGCGGUUACUGGGAGAUUGAGAGGAGUGGAGAUUAUGUGUGUAUAUCAGUGUCAUAUAAGAGCAUCAGCAGGAAGGGACGAGGUGAUGAGUGUGAGUUUGGAUCUAAUGAUCAGUCCUGGAGUUUGUUCUGCUGUCCUGACAAAUACUCAUUCAGACACAAUAACACAGAGACGGAUCUCCCUGUAAAGUCCCACAGCUGUCGUAGAAUAGGAGUGUUUGUGGAUCACAGUGCAGGAACUCUGUGCUUCUACAGCGUCUCUGACACAAUGAGCCUCAUCCACACAGUCCAGACCACAUUCACUCAGCCGCUCUAUCCUGGGUUCGCUGUUUAUGGUUAUAAAUCAUCAAUGAAACUGUGUUGAUGAAUCAGAAGAGACUGACGAGAGAUUCUACCCAUAACGUUUUGAUCUGCAUGAUAAAUCAGUAACAGUGAGAUGUUA
This is a messenger RNA of Sinocyclocheilus grahami, 1030 nucleotides long. RefSeq names its product tripartite motif-containing protein 16-like. The transcript has 4 exons. The record is from RefSeq and is a predicted model, not a curated record. Lineage: Eukaryota; Metazoa; Chordata; Actinopteri; Cypriniformes; Cyprinidae. Gene Ontology annotation, molecular function: protein binding. Bases 53 to 952 code for a protein of 299 amino acids.